UCAAUUUGUCAAACAAAAAAUAUAAACACAGAUUUAUUUUUCGUUUUUGCAAAAAUACAAGCAAUAAAAAUAGCCUCUUAUUAAAUAACAAACAUUUAAUUAAUCAAUAGAAAUGAAUUUAUGUGUACAGUGAAGUAGAAUUAGUGCCUUUAAAACGUUUUACUCAUAAAAAUGCUGCCUACUUUUUUGUUGCUAAAUCGAAUGAUUAAUAGACGAAGAAAUAUGCGUAAAAUUAAGAAACCUGUGAAAAAUGAUAAGAGUAAGCUAAACACAGACUGCUGCAGAACCUGCCUGGCUACUGAGGAGCUGGUAGAUAUAUUUUACGACCAGGAAUGUGAUGAGAAACGAUCGGAGGAUUUAAGACUUGUCACCGGCUUAGAGAUAAAAUUAAACGAUGGAUUAUCACAAAAGAUCUGCAAUCGGUGUAUUGAGAGCAUGGAGUCUGCGCUACAGUUUAGACACUCCAGCCGAAGGGCAUACAAGUCCCUGCUCGCCUCGCUGGGCAGUAAAUCUAAGAAGAAGUUCAGAUCCAAACCCAACAAAAGCAUUAAAAGAAUCAAAAAUGAAAAGUUGGAAGUAGACAUUGAUGUGUAUGAUGAUGAUGUGUACGCACAAACGGAUGACUUUCAAAAUGAUACCGGUUAUACAUAUGAUGAACAUGAAGACUCUGUCCCUGUGAAAUUGGAACAGGAAGCAGAGCCUCAAGCUAGAAGAAAACGCGACACAAUACCUAACGCUUUAUCAUAUAAAUGCAACACUUGUAGCAAGGAGUUCAGGAUGAAGACCACAUACAAGGCUCACCUGAGGUUCCACACCAACUACUGUGUCUGUGAGACUUGUGGCAAGCGCUGCCGCAACAACAACCAGCUGCAGGAACACAAGCGCGCGCGGCACGGACUGGGCCGCAUACACAAGUGUGCCUACUGCGAGUACAGCUCCGCCACCAAGGAGGCACUCACUAUCCACGAGCGACGGCACACGGGCGAGCGGCCCUACAUCUGCGACCACUGCGGCGCCACCUUCCACCGGCGCUCCAACCUGGUGCAGCACAUCGCCAUACACCUGCCCGAGAAGAACUUCCAAUGCCCUAUAUGUUUUAAGCGCGAAAAGUCCCGCAAGCUAGUGCAAGUGCACACACACAAGUACCACGCGCAGAGACAAUAUAGAUACUGGUGCCCCGUCUGUCGGGACUCGUUCGCUCGGCCGAGCAACGCCCGCCGCCAUCUCGCUCGCGCGCACCACGUGCCGCGGGAGCGACAGGGACGGAUAGAGAGGUUCGAAAAAAUAAAGAGGGCAAUGUCAAGGGAUGAGGUGGCACUGCUGGUUGAUCUGGUGGUGAAGAGACCAGCAAUAACCACCAAGGAGACUAACGCAGCCACCAACAAACUCAAGGAGGAUGCAUGGAACUCCCUCGCUGUCGAGUUCAAUGAGAUUAGUGAGCAGUCCCGGAGCAGGGAACAGAUCAAACUGAAAUGGGAUAACUUGAAGAAGGCCGCUAGGAAGAGGGUUUCACAAUUUGAUAAGGACGAAGCGGAGAUGGUUCCUCUGGGCGACAUCUUGGAUCGCGUGUCCGACAUGCUGGGCUACUCCAAGCCCGACGCGCCUGGCGACUGGAUCGUGGUGGACAGCAUCGGCGAGAGUUACACCAGCUCAGCUAAAAAAAGAAAACCUGAUAAUCCAACAGAGGAGUCCCUAGUUAUCGAUAAAUACAAAAAGAAGCUCGAAUCAAGUGCAGGUAAAAAAGAAAACUCCGGCGUCAAACAGAGAAACCUGGCUAUAGCGAGAUACUACGAGAAAAAAACCGAGAAAAUUGAAUUGGAAAUUAAACUAUUAAAAGCGCAAUUAAAUAAACAAUGCGCUUGCAAUAACACUUGCGAAUACAAAAUUAAUAACAAUGAUAACAACACAACAGACAUUAUUGAUAGAAUAAAAAAACUGGAUAGCAAAAUUAUUAGUGAUAGACUUUUUUUUAAAUGUGAUAGAAGUAAUGAUAAUGGAAAGAAUGAGAUUAAUAAACAUGAUAGAAGUAAUGAUAAUGGAGAUAAUAGAGUUAAUAAGCGUUAUAGAAGUAAUGAUAAUGGAGAUAAUAGAGUUAAUAAGCGUCGUAGAAGUAAUGAUAGUGGAGAGAAUAAGGUUAAUAAACAUGAUACAAGUAAUGAUAAUGGUGAUAAUAGAGUUAAUAAGCGUUAUAGAAGUAAUGGUAGUGGAGAGAAUAAGGUUAAUAAACAUGAUACAAGUAAUGAUAGUGGAGAUAAUAGAGUUAAUAAGCGUUGUAGAAGUAAUGAUAGUGGACAGAAUAAGGUUAAUAAAAAUUAUGGAAGUAAUGAUAGUGGACUGAAUAAGGUUAAUAAAAAUUAUGGAAGUAAUGAUAGUGGAGAGAAUAAUGUUAAUAAAAAUUAUAGAAGUAAUGAUAGUGGAGAGAAUAGUGAUGAUUCAGAUAGUAACACUUGGAACCAUCAGUGUAAGUCAGUCAGUCGUAGUGAGAGUAAAGACAAUAUUUUAUGUAUAGAUAUUGUUAAAUGUGAAGUUGAAUCACCGUGAAUCUAUACUAAUAAAGACACUGGGAACUUUUAAAA
Bicyclus anynana (squinting bush brown) is the source of this 2576-nucleotide messenger RNA. RefSeq names its product RE1-silencing transcription factor A. Gene Ontology annotation, molecular function: zinc ion binding. Lineage: Eukaryota; Metazoa; Arthropoda; Insecta; Lepidoptera; Nymphalidae. Gene Ontology annotation, cellular component: nucleus. The transcript is spliced from 10 exons. Bases 172 to 2541 code for a protein of 789 amino acids. The record is from RefSeq and is a predicted model, not a curated record.